GGUGACCGCGCAGCGCCCUCUGUGCGUCAGCGCGCCCGCGGUCGUGGCGGCCCGGCCGCGUCGGCGGGGGCGCUGCGCUCGGCUAUGGGGCUUUCCAAAAGCAAACGCAAGCCCGGGAAAGGUGAGGAGUCAAAGAACGAGAGGUCGAUGGACAGGCCUUGCCAGGAGCCUGAGAAGCCCCGAGACGUGAAGCCUGCAGAGAGCUUACUUCAGAAGAAAGAGGCGGCCGAACGGCAGUGGCCUUCAUCUGAAGUCGAAGAGAAACCUGACAUCAAGUCAGAAAAGAAGGUUGCCGUCCCACAGAUCGUCAUCACCAAGGCCUCAAAGGAGACUCUGGUCAGCACUGGUUCCGUAGCGAGCCAAGAGCAGAGGACCAUUUGGGAGCGAGCUGCCUGGGGCCCCUACUACCGACACAGGAACCCCAGUACGGUAGAUGCCUAUACUGUACAGACCACAGAGUAAACAAGCACCCAGCAGCUGGGGUUACUCCCUGUGCUCUGAGUCUCAGUGGUGGAGGCAGAAGGGCCGCCCUGUCCUGUGGAAGCCUGCUGGUGCCCCUCCAGUAAGUGAUGUCCCCGUGUGAGCACCGUGAUCUCACCUUCUCCAGAGCCACCCACAGCUUAGCAGAGGGCAGGAGUGACUGGCUCCGAGAGUGAGCUUGUGUAAUAACUGAAAAGGUGGGCAUGGCCCUAUUGGACCAGCUGGCUAUGUAGAGUGAAGGACACCUCUCUGACUCUCUGUGGGCCCUUGUGAGGCAGCAUGCUGAGUGUGCUCAGUGAACCACACGCCCCCACACUUGGACAAAAGGCCAGACUCUGAGGACUAAAGCUUAAGGUCUUAGGUCCCAGAACAGGGAUGUGCACGGUCACCUUGGAGGGUCCAAGGGCUCCUAGCUUGAGUAUAACCUGAUCAGAAGAAGGGGUGGGUGGAGGCAGCUGUGGCUCUUAGGAUUUGGCAGUGGCUCUGUUGGAGCUGCCCUGGAAGAGGAGAGUUGAACUGAGGACCUGCGUCUUCCUGGCUGUGGAUGAGGGCGCUGGGUGCUGAGGGGCCAUUCAGGGGACCCCCAGCCUCUGCUGUUCCAUCCUUGCCAGCAGCUCUUGGGUCAGGGUCUGCUCUCCUCUGGUGUGGCUGGAGAGCGUGCCCUGCCCUGUUGAGGCCACCCAUUUGGCCUGGAGACAGUGUGUAUCAGCUUCCUGCUUCCAGCUUUACUGACACGUUGUUAACAUCAUUACUUCUACUUGUUUAACUACUUGUGACUGCCACUACUAGAUACCUAUAUAGAAGAAUCGAGCCCAUACAGAGGUGAACUUGGCCCCACAGGGUCUGCAUGACUACUCUUCUCCAUAAAAUUUCUAGUAGCUUUUGCAAUUCUAUUAUUUGACCUAGAAACUGCUUUUCUCAUACCCCUGUCUUGAGCAUCUCAAAUAAUCUAAAAGCUAUACUUAACCAUGGUGUUAAUUCUAGUCUCAUUAGCUAUUAGCUUAGCUUAUCAGAAUUCAAAUAUGGCUAGAAUGAACUAAGUAUAUUUGUU
Vicugna pacos (alpaca) is the source of this 1531-nucleotide messenger RNA. RefSeq names its product spermatogenesis associated 33 (gene SPATA33). Lineage: Eukaryota; Metazoa; Chordata; Mammalia; Artiodactyla; Camelidae. Gene Ontology annotation, cellular component: nucleus; cytoplasm. The record is from RefSeq and is a predicted model, not a curated record.